This is a messenger RNA of Kogia breviceps (pygmy sperm whale), 432 nucleotides long. The record is from RefSeq and is a predicted model, not a curated record. Lineage: Eukaryota; Metazoa; Chordata; Mammalia; Artiodactyla; Physeteridae.
CCCUGCACCUAGGGCAGGAAGAUGGUGGCCGCAAGGAAGACGAAAAAGUCACUGGAGUCGAUCAACUCUAGGCUCCAGCUGGUUAUGAAAAGUGGAAAGUACGUGCCGGGCUACAAGCAGACUCUGAAAAUGAUCCGACGCGGCAAAGCAAAACUGGUCGUCCUCAGCAACAACUGCCCAGCCUUGAGGAAAUCUGAAAUAGAGUAUUAUGCCAUGUUGGCCAAAACUGGUGUACAUCACUACAGUGACAAUAAUAUCGAAUUGGGCACAGCCUGUGGAAAAUACUACAGAGUAUGCAUACUUGCUAUCAUUGAUCCAGGUGAUUCUGAUAUCUUUAGAAGCAUGCCAGAACAGACUGGUGAAAAGUAAAUCAUGCACAAUUUUCCUUUAAUAAAACUGGCCAGAGCUUGUUUAAACAAAAAAAGAGAUAAA